AUGCAAGUUGAUCAACAUGAUGCUAGCAUUAUAGUUUCGCUUGUCAAAGUGACCAACUCAGCCAUCGAUGAAAGCAAAGAUCCGCUGGAACAACGACAAUACACGGUGAAACAUACUGAAGUAUUCAAAAAGCCUUCAGGAUGCAAUUCCUUACCCGAGAAAAUAUAUACUUCCACGCAAUCAGCUUCAUGUGGUGUCCAACUCGAGACUGGUAAAGAGUACCUGCUUACAGGAAGCUACGAUGACGACAACCUCAAUAUCAUUACUUGUGGACAAAUAGCCUCCGAGGACUACCCUGGCAUAAUUAUGGAGCGAGGAGACAUCUCUAAGAACUUCCUGAACGAGAUUAGAAGCUACAAAUGCUAG
Molecule: messenger RNA, 366 nt
Organism: Cylicostephanus goldi
Lineage: Eukaryota; Metazoa; Nematoda; Chromadorea; Rhabditida; Strongylidae
Source: the annotation of a GenBank genome assembly